UGUUGACUCCGGGCUGCAGCCGCUGCGGGUCUCCGAGGGGCCCGAGAUCGGCUCGGUAUAACCUGCGGGCGGAUCGGAGGCUGGCCCCAGGCUCCGCCUGCCGCUGGCGCUGAAAGGAAAGCUUGAACAGCCUGGGCUGGAUCCAGUGCCGGUAAAUCCUGCGACCCCACACUUAAAAAAAAAAAAAAAUGAAGAAAUUAAGGCUUAAGGAACUAGAAAGUCGCCUGCAACAAGUGGAUGGAUUCGAAAAGCCCAAGCUACUUCUAGAACAGUAUCCUACCAGGCCGCACAUUGCAGCGUGUAUGCUGUAUACAAUCCAUAAUACAUAUGAUGACAUUGAAAAUAAAGUGGUUGCAGAUCUAGGAUGUGGUUGUGGAGUUCUUAGCAUCGGAACUGCAAUGUUAGGAGCUGGGCUGUGUGUUGGAUUUGACAUAGAUGAAGAUGCAUUGGAAAUAUUUAAUAGGAAUGUGGAGGAGUUUGAGUUAACAAAUGUUGACAUGGUUCAGUGUGAUGUGUGCUCAUUAUCUAAAAGAAUGUCCAAGUCAUUUGAUACAGUAAUUAUGAAUCCUCCCUUUGGGACCAAAAAUAAUAAAGGGACAGAUAUGGCAUUUCUGAAGACUGCUUUGGAAAUGGCAAGAACAGCAGUGUACUCUUUACACAAAUCCUCCACUAGAGCUCAUAUUCAAAAGAAAGCUACAGAAUGGAAAAUCAAGAUAGAUAUUAUUGCAGAUGACUUUUGUUUUAUAGAGUUGCGAUAUGACCUGCCAGCAUCAUACAAAUUUCAUAAAAAGAAAUCAGUGGAUAUUGAAGUGGACCUAAUUCGGUUUUCUUUUUAAAAGCGUCUAAAGACAAAAGCAGCUUAAAACCUAAUUAAGAUGAAUAAAAAUUUUUUUUUUACUAAA
Felis catus (domestic cat) is the source of this 902-nucleotide messenger RNA. It is a transcript of the gene METTL5, whose product is annotated as methyltransferase 5, N6-adenosine. The coding region runs from base 189 to 836 and encodes 215 amino acids. Gene Ontology annotation, biological process: rRNA methylation. Gene Ontology annotation, molecular function: rRNA (adenine-N6-)-methyltransferase activity; nucleic acid binding. The transcript has 8 exons. NCBI's taxonomy places the organism in Eukaryota, Metazoa, Chordata, Mammalia, Carnivora, Felidae. The record is from RefSeq and is a predicted model, not a curated record.